AUGCAGGCGUUCGUCCCGAAGAAUAGGAGGCCCAGGUUCGAGUUUGUAUUAAAGAUCAUCGACCUCAACAAUAUCCCCCUCGUCAGCGGCACGGCCUUCGUCAAAUGGCGCCUCCCCUCCUCCAGCGCAGCAGAACAUCACGGCCAUACCGAUAAAGCAGUCAUCAUAGACCACCGCGCGCAAUGGCACUACGAGAAAACCCUCCAAGUGCGACUCACGAUCGACCGCAACCAGACACUGCAAGAAUGCGAGGUGCAUUUCGAGAUCACCCAGGACUUUGCGUCGGGGGGGCACGGGGAUCGGAAUAUGUUAGGACGAAUUCGGCUGAAUCUGUCCGAGUAUGUGGAUAAGAGUGAUGAUGAGGAAGGGAUUGUGAGGAGGUAUCUUAUGCAGGAUAGCAAGAUUAAUAGUACGCUGAGAGUGGGGAUAUGUAUGAGGCAGACGGAGGGGGAUAGGAACUUUAUUACUCCACUUCUGAGAUCUGCCAUGGUUUUUGAUGGAAUCGCAGGUGUCGUGUCCUCUGAACAAGGCGAUUCCGAUGACCCUAUUAGCGGACCCCUUCCAUCCCUCAGUGCGAAGAGCAGCGAGGUAUCCGAUAUGCAAGACCUCUACCGUCGCACGCUCGCAGCAUCCUGGAACUCCCGCUCAACCGACCUCCCCGCCGAUAAAUUAAUCGAGGAUUUAUUCUCCGGAGGCGCCGGCUACAACAAUGGAAUCCAGAGCCAGCGCAUGAGCCGACUAGAUGACAGCCUGAAUGUUGUUAGUGCGGAGAACGGCGCAAACCAGCGCGAGUCUCCGGCCGGGAAUCGUUUAUCACCUAGUUUUGAAAGACGGCCGAAGAGUUCUUCCAGUAACGAGGUUAAGGCGCCGGAGCUGCUGUCAUCUAUUGGAAAUAUGGGCAAUGGGAAUGGGAAUGGGAGGAGAGGAGGGAGUAUCGAGCAGCAGAUCUUCGAUAAUUCGAAGGCGAAAGGGUUGAGGAGUCGGGCGAUGGCGAAUGAGCACGAGGUGUCGGAGUUUGAUGUGAGGGAGGAUUUGAGGAGUUGGGAGAUAUCUCCUAAGGAGUGA
Molecule: messenger RNA, 1065 nt
Organism: Aspergillus chevalieri
Lineage: Eukaryota; Fungi; Ascomycota; Eurotiomycetes; Eurotiales; Aspergillaceae
Product: N-terminal C2 domain-containing protein
Exons: 5
Coding region: 1-1065 (354 amino acids)
Source: RefSeq, a predicted model, not a curated record